Exophiala mesophila is the source of this 2718-nucleotide messenger RNA. RefSeq lists its product as uncharacterized. The transcript has a single exon. The record is from RefSeq and is a predicted model, not a curated record. Gene Ontology annotation, biological process: regulation of translational termination; peptidyl-proline hydroxylation. Lineage: Eukaryota; Fungi; Ascomycota; Eurotiomycetes; Chaetothyriales; Herpotrichiellaceae. Gene Ontology annotation, molecular function: peptidyl-proline dioxygenase activity; iron ion binding; L-ascorbic acid binding. The coding region runs from base 104 to 2278 and encodes 724 amino acids. Gene Ontology annotation, cellular component: cytoplasm.
AAAUCCUUCACCUACAGUAGUUCGAACCUCGCUGUCCCGACCGGCGGUUCUACUUCAAUCUGUACGGCUGAUUGUAAAGGACUAAACCACAAGCCUCAUCACCAUGAAGAGGCCGUUAGAACAUGCACAGGUUCCUGCAGCCAAAAAGCGGUCGACCUUGGACAUCGACACAAAGUCAGCAUUCCGCAACGACUUAUUCGAACCCAACACCCAGAAGUCGUUCCGCUCCUACUACGAACAAUCCGGUCCCUAUCCUCAUGCCGUUGUCCCCUCUUUGAUCCAAGAAGACCUCCUCCGCGCCGUGCGCAACGAGAUCACGACUCACAUCCACUUUACUUUGAAAGAGACGGACAUCUAUCGAAUCCACCAGUCUGGCGACCUAGCCAACUUGUCCAACCUCGACGCAGAAGCAUUGAAACAUCUACCGAGCCUGGUCAGACUUCGAGAUGCACUGUAUAGUUCGGAGUUCCGACACUGGGUGUCUCAUGUCACAGGCGCAGGAAAAGUCUCCGGGAGCAAGACCGAUAUGGCGGUCAAUGUCUACACUCCAGGGAGUUACCUGCUCUGUCAUGACGACGUCAUUGGCAGUCGAAGAGUCAGUUAUAUCUUAUACUUGACAGAUCCAGACCAUCCAUGGCAACCGGAAUGGGGUGGAGGAUUGCGAUUGUUUCCUACGGAGCCGAAACGGAACAAGGCUGGCGAGGACAUCAAAGUCCCUCUUGCAGAGCAUAGUCUCAACAUCCCACCUUCUUUUGGACAAUUGAGUUUCUUCGCCGUACGACCAGGCGAGAGCUAUCACGACGUCGAAGAGGUAUACCACCCCAGCGAGCCUGAAGUCGAUGGCGGCAGGAUCCGCAUGGCCAUCAGUGGGUGGUUCCAUAUCCCUCAAGAAGGCGAAGACGGGUUCGAAGAAGGAAUCGAACAGGCACAAGCACAGAGAUCCAGUCUCGCACAACUGAAAGGCGCUGCAAACGAGUUCGAUGAACCACAGUUGACAUUCCGACAUUUCGACGAACCUCGCAAUGUCAUGGACAGCAAGGCCGCAAAACUCGAGGUUGACCCCGGCGAUGACCUCGACACAGAAGAUGAUCUUCUCACUGAACAAGACCUCACUUUCCUCCUUCACUACAUCUCACCGAGUUUCCUAACUCCAGAUAUGAUCAGCGACUUUCAGUCCUUUUUUGAAGAAUCCUCCAGCUUGGAACUCGAACAAUUCUUCAACGCCAAAUUCGCCGCCGAACUCAAGGACUAUAUCUCCUCAGUUGAACAGGACAGCUCACAAUCAGACGACACAGCCGUGGAGCAGGUAUCUGCUCACCCAUCCAAAUGGGCAGUCGCUCGCCCACCCCAUAAACAUCGAUAUGCCUAUCUUCAAGGCUCGGAAGCCUUACAUCAAGACAAAACCCCCAUUUCACGCAUUCUAACCGAUCUGCUGCACUCGCACGCAUUCAAGAAAUGGCUCGCUCUCGUGACCGGCAUCAGAGCCAAGAGUCUAGUCCGUCAGAACGCCAUUGCAAGGAGAUUCCGUCGUGGUAAGGACUACGCACUCGCGAAUCCAUAUCAGGGCGAUCAGCCACAACUGGAAUUCACCAUCUCCAUGACUCCAAGUGAGGGAUGGGAGGCGAAGAACGAAGAUGAAGAUGAGGAUGAGGAUGAAGGCGGAGAUAUCAAUCAUCAAGAAGACCAUGUCACAACUGCAGCUAUUGGUGCGCACGAGCGUUUGGCCAGUAACGGUGGAUCUAAAGGCCACAUUAAUGGCGAUGUCGAAGAUAAAUCCACGGGGAAAGGGAAAGGCAAAGCCCUCGAAACCCCAAAAGUCAAAGUUGAUCAACCAUCACAUAUCGAAUUCGGAGGUGAAGAGGCAUAUAUGGCAGGUGACGACGACGACGACAACGAAGAUGACAAUGAUGACCAGGAUAAUGAUAGAGAGAACACAUCAUCAUCCAAACCAUUACCAAGUGUUGGCAAAAGAUCCGACCCGGCGGUGUAUCGAUCUUCGAAUGGCGGUCAAGGUGGCGAUGAUGAUGAUGGUGGUAUUCUCUUUGCUAAUUCACCGGCAUGGAAUAAAUUCUCGGUCGUGCUCAGAGAUAAAGGUACUUUGAGGUUUGUGAAAUAUGUUAGUCGUGCCGCGGCGGGGGAUAGGUGGGAUGUUAAGGGCGAAGUGGAGUUGGCGGAGGAUGCUUUUGAUGGGGAUGGAGAAGAGGACGAGGAUGGGCCUGAGGAUGACGAUGAGGAGGAUGGGGAGGACGACGGGGAUGAGGAUGAUGAAGCGGAAUAGUGUGGUCCCAGAGAUGAGAUAGAUGUGGAUGAUGAUAAGCAGGACUAUCCUAGGAUAUUCUUGUCAAGUGAAUGGACGACUAACAGCGAGAUACGCUUGCCACAAAUGGAUGAACAUGGUUUGGAAAGAAGUGUGGAUUGUUCUUUUGGACCAUUGCAAAAACUAUGGUCUUCUUCUAUCAAUGCGUCAUAGCUAUGUGAUACCCAGUGCUCUGGGCAUCAUUGCAGAUCAAAGGGAAGUCUCCCGUUCCCCCAUAUCCCUCAUGACAUGUCUUCCUGGUCAGCGAGGUCCGGCAUGAACUUCUCGAAUCUUGGAUAACCUAGUCUGGUAACGUCUAUCGAGAUGUCCAAGUCAUGGGCGUUGCACGUCUCGUCUCGUCUCGUCUUGUGGGAAUCAUGGUAUCGAGUGGACUUCAUAGUCAGGUAUCCGAGAAAUCCCUC